CACAUAGUAUUAGGCGCUACGCGUAAUGGUACAUGAUCAAAGUAUCGAACCAAUCGUCUAUGGGAUGAAACACGAUAUAUACAACGUUUUUGACCAACCGAUAAAUUGCUCUAACGGAACUGACGUUAACAGUAUCCAGUAACGUGGCUGCGUCAUUGUUUUACUCAUCAUUUGUGGCUUAUCAAUAACAAGUACUUCAAAGUAUUGUUGGUGACGUUCAAGUCGUGUGACUUGAUUCUUUUUACGUAAAGUGGUGCAAUUUUUAACGCACAACCUAUCACGAUACAAUUAGUGUAUUUAACUUAUUAUUUUAGAAGAAAAAUUUAUACAAAAUGUCUCUGUAUCCUACUCUCGAAGAUAUGAAAGUAGAUCACAUGAUUAAGGUUCAACUACAAGCGGAAUCACAAUAUAAUGUUGCACCUAUACCUAUAUCGUGUGAAAAAGCUACUCCUUCUGCACCAGUCUGUAAUUCUUCCUCUGUCCCUUUGUAUCCCUCGUUGGGAGAAUAUAUGGGCCUAGAACUUACAGAGGAAACAAUAGCAAAAAAUAUGUCUGCAUAUUCUCUUGUAAAUAGACAGAGUAUGACGGUUGAUGUUACUGCAGCAUCAGGACCUUUGGCAGGUAUGAUUGCACCGAUAUCUGGACAGUCUUUAGGUCUACAAAGAGCUCAAGUUACAAAUGGAAUAAGGGAGCUGAUCCUGUGUAAAGAUAAAGAUGGUAAAAUUGGUUUAAGAGUACAUGCUGUAAAUAAUGGCAUCUUUGUAUGUCUUGUAAGUCAAAAUUCUCCUGCUGCACUUGCUGGCUUACGGUUUGGGGAUCAAAUCUUGAGUAUCAAUAAUGUUACUGUUGCUGGAUAUACUAUGGAGCAAGUUCACAAGAUGUUACGAAAUGCUGAUAUUAACGACAUUAGAGUAGUAGUACGCGAUAGACCUUUUGAACGCACAGUUACAAUGCACAAAAACAGUACAGGAUACAUCGGGUUUCAGUUUAAAAAUGGGAAAAUUACUGCUUUAGUUAAAGAUUCUUCGGCUGCCAGAAAUGGUCUCUUAACAGAUCAUCAGAUACUUGAAGUUAAUGGAAAGAACGUGAUUGGUAUGAAAGAUAAGGAAAUUACAGCAGAAAUUGAAAAUGGUGGGAAUAUUAUCACUAUAACGAUCAUUCCAUCAUAUAUUUACGAUCAUAUGAUUAAAAGUAUGAAUAGCAGUCUACUGAAAACACUGAUGGACCAUUCUGUACCAGAUGUUUAAAAAAGUAAGUUUCAAAUCAACUUCGGGAUAUAGUUGAAUAUUUUGCUAUAACGGUGUCUGUGCAUGACACUUCGUAUUUUAUUAUCAACAGAACAUGUUGCAUGCAUAAAUAUUGAAUAAUGGAUAUGAAGUUACGAAAUAUGUUUACAGUAUUGAUAAAAAGUUUAAUUAAUUAAUGUAUAACAGUUACACUGUACUGUUAUAUCGCGGGUUCAAGAAAUAAUUCAUUUUUCUGCCAUUCUUUCAUCAGAUUCUUACAGUUAAGACAGUUUUUAUAUUUACAUAAUAAACGCAUAUUUUAUCGGUUCUGAUACAGUUAUCAUUUAUAUAUAAUAUUAUAUUGUUAGGAUUAAGAUACUUUUGUUAUUUGAAUAAAAAUACUAUGAUAUUGUUA
Megachile rotundata (alfalfa leafcutting bee) is the source of this 1641-nucleotide messenger RNA. RefSeq names its product syntenin-1. Gene Ontology annotation, molecular function: protein binding. NCBI's taxonomy places the organism in Eukaryota, Metazoa, Arthropoda, Insecta, Hymenoptera, Megachilidae. The record is from RefSeq and is a predicted model, not a curated record. Gene Ontology annotation, cellular component: cytoplasm; plasma membrane.